GCGGCGGCGGGGACGACUCGCUAAGAUUUUUGAGAGCCGUAAGGCAAACACCUCAACUACUAUAAUCACGUUGGCCCAGCCAACACCUCGUAAAGGACUUACGGCAAACACCAACUCACAGCUCGCACCCUCCAGAAACACUGGGGCCUCCCAGCCCCUCCCGGGAUCCUUUGCGCCGCGCACCAGAAAGCCGUGGCGUGCUUUGGCUCGGAAGGGCCGCCGUGGGCUCUGGGUUGCUAUGGAAACAUAGCUACCCUCACUAUGUCGUUGCAACGGACGCCUCCGUCGCGGGUAUUCGUGGAACUGGUUCCCUGGGCUGACCGGGGCCGGGAGAACAAUGCGGUCUCGGGCGGUGAGGCGCUGCCCGGCCUCCGCCGCCCCGUCUCCUCGGCACAGGCCCAAAGCGCGACCCGCGAGGUGCACGUAAGCGGCACCGCGGAGGUGUCUGCGAGCCCUGACCGCGCGCAGGUGGCGGUGCUAGUGAGCAGCACCAAGGAGGCAGCGGCUGAGGCCAAGAAGAGCGUUUGCCGCCGCCUGGACUACAUCGCGCAGAGCCUCCAACAGCAGGGCCUGCAGGCAGAAAAUGUAACUGUGACAAAGGAUUUUAGAAGAGUGGAAAAUGCUUAUCACAUGGAGGCAGAGGUCUGCAUUACAUUUACUGAAUUUGGAAAAAUGCAAAAUAUUUGUAACUUUCUUGUUGAAAAGCUAGAUAGCUCUGUUGUUAUUAGCCAACCCCAGUUCUAUCAUACUCCAGGUUCUGUUGAGAAUCUUCGACGCCAAGCCUGUCUUGUUGCUGUUGAGAACGCAUGGCGCAAAGCUCAAGAAGUCUGUAACCUUGUUGGCCAAACUCUAGGAAAACCUUUAUUAAUCAAAGAAGAAGAAACAAAAGAAUGGGAAGGCCAAAUAGAUGAUCUCCAGUCAUCCAGACUCUCAAGUUCAUUAACUGUACAACAAAAAAUCAAAAGUGCAACAAUACAUGCUGCUUCAAAAGUAUUUAUAACUUUUGAAGUAAAAGGGAAAGAGAAGAAAAGAAAAAACCUCUGAAAUUCCAACCAAAAUGUUUGUAUAAUUUUAUUUUUAUACUUUUUAUGUUUGUUUUUGUCCUGAAAAUAUAUAUUGUGUAGUAUAUAGUAUUUCUCCCCAAAAUCUGUCAAUCCUGGAAUACAGUCCCACAAAUAGCUAAGUUUACUUUCUAUUUUUAAAAACUUACUAUGGAAAAUGCUCUGAAAAUAAAUGUGUUAUACGUGCACAAUUAUAUACUGAUAAUAUAAGUGAUGUAAGAAAUUUUUAUAUUUCUACUACAGGAAUAAAUAUUGGCAGUUAUUAGCAUGAUUCUUAACACUAAUAGAAAGGAUAAGGAACACCUAUCUUUUGAUAAAAGGGUAGUGAGGUAUACUAGGAAAAUAUUUUGAUGCCAGAAAUAAAAUAUAUGGAACAGAUCCUCUUCACCAGAAUCCUAUGAUUAUAUAAGCAUUCUCCAAUACAAAUAAAGACAAGCCACAUAUGUAACUUAAAACUACCUAGUAGACAUGUAUAAAAAAAGUAAAAUGUAAAAAAUUUUUAAAAAGCAGUUAGAACUAAGUUUAAUAUUUUAAUCUAAUAUGUCUAAAAUACUAUAAUUUCAGCAUAUAAUCAGUAUUUUAAAAAUAAUGGAUAUUUAUAUUUUUUAUACUAAGUUUUCAAAAUAUGUACACUUUAUGUUGUAACAAAUCUUAAUUCAGAUGCUAAGUUUUCAUCAGAAAUGCUUGAUCUGUAUUUCCUAAAAUGUAGUUGAAAAACUAGAUUCACACACACAGGUUGUUCCAGACAUGCUUAAAAGAGCUAGGUAGCAAUUUUCAAAUUAAAAGUUUUAAAAAUUUAAAAUUCUGUUCCUUGAUUGUAUUUACCACAUUUUAAGUUCUUGAAAGUGGUUAAUGGCUACUGUGUGGGACAGUGCAUGAUUUUACACUGAGAUAAUAAUGAUCCUUAAGUCUAUUUGAGAUGUAGCAGCAAGUACAAUGCAUCGCUAUUGCAUUGCACAUUAUCUACAGGUGUUCAUAAGCCAUGACUGUUGUUACUUAGCAUAGGUUUCCCAUUCCCCACCAUAAAGCUGUAGGUCCUAGGGUUUUUCCUCUGACCUAUCUCCAUACUCAUAUACCAAUAUUUUUUUCCUAUAGCACACUCCAGGAUGUAGUUUAUAUCCGACCACUUUCUUAAGUGGCACUGAAAUAGUUUUAUUCAUCUCCUCUGUUGUGUCCUUGGCAGGAGGGAAUGUGAAAGCUACGAAGAAAAGUUUUAGAAUCCAACACCCUGUGUUCAAAUCUGACUUUACUACUACUACAAUGUAAGCUCCUUUAAAAUGAAGAUCCUAUGUGGUUCACAGCUGCAUUCCCAGACCCAGCAUAGUGUCAGGGCCAACACAGAGCAGGCUCUCAAAUAAUCUGCUGGGCAAAUUUACCAGAUCUGUAAACUUCGCAAGCAAGGCACUUUGAUGUCUUUAAGCUUCUCUUUCCUCACCAAUAAAAUGAGGCUAAAUACCUACCUUGCAAUGUUACUAUAAGGAUUAAAGUUGAUAAAUACAAGACCAUAAGAAUAAUGCCUCGCACACCAUAGCUGUCACUUAAUAAACAGUAGUCAUUAUAGCAACUGCAUUCUUUGAUUACUGUCAACUCAACUAAAAGUUGGCUCUCCCAAGUCUUCCAUAUUAAGAUAGAUUUUUAAAUAUAUGAAAAAUAGCAUUAUCACAAAACCAGUUUAGGAUAUGUUUUUAUUUCAAAAAGGGCUAAAUAAAUUAUAUUUUAGCUUUUAUUAAUCCAGUUGGAUAGAAAAACAUAUUGGGACUGAACAACAACAAAAAAUUGUGGGACACCUGGGUGGCUCAGCGGUUGAGCACCUGCCUUCUGCCCAGGCUGUGAUCCUGGAGUCCCGGGAUGGAGUUCCACAUUAGGUUCCCUGCACGGAGGCUGCUUUUCUCUCUGCCUAUGUCUCUGCCUCUCUCUCUGUGUGUGUCUAAUGAAUAAAUGAAUAAAAUCUUUACAAAAAAUUGUUUAUGCUCAAUAAAAAUUAUGUGGGUAGGUUUUUUUUUAGCUAUAGCUUCAUUAUAUGGUUUCAUCAUAUUUGGUAAACAAAGUUCAGCUUACAAUGAAAUACCUAAAAACAAAUUCUAAGUUACCAAACACUUUUUAGAAUUUACAGGAAUUUUUAAAGAUAGUGCUUUAAAAAAAAAGAAAAACUUGUAAAAUGAGCAGUCCUGCAAUUCUGUAGAGUGGCUAAGAGAAAAAAAUCGUUAAAGAUUGGACUGGUUUAGGUAUGACAUACCAUGUGCUCAAGACUAAGAGUAUCAGAUUUAGUAGUCAGUUGGUAGCAGUUUAAUUUCUGACACAUGGCAUAUACUAGCAUCUCACAAUGACUUAGGGGACCUGUGCCACAAAGCCUGCUGGGAAAAGCCUAUCCCAAACUUAACCCUGACAAAAUUUCUUUAUUAUUCUGAACCGCUUUUUAAAAAAAUCCUUCCAGAAAGCAGCAAAUUAUAUUUGCUGUUUUCUGAAAGAAAAAAAAAAUUUCCCAUUUGGGUAUCUGAAAUAGACCCACUAUACUCCAAACAUCUUUGUAAAAGGAAAUACUAUUAAGUAAAUUUUCUUAAUAUUACUGAUAAAAUUUAGGAUUCUAUUCAGUUACAUGGUAAAGAUUACAUUUUUUAUAGUAGCAAUAUACCUUAUUUUUAAGUAUCAGUGUUCUUGACAGUUAAUUUUAGUUCAAUGUAAAUAAAUAAGACCUAGAAAAAUAGUUUGUAACUUAAGAUGCUUUGCUUCAUACCCCAUAAUCAUUAUUAUGUCCUCAGGAAUGUAGGUCGAGGAUGCCCUAAUUCUGUCUGACUUGUUGAUAAGAACUUGAUAGCAAGGAAUUCUCCUCACUGGCCUAAAAAUAUAAAAACAUGAAUUACAAGGUCAAAUAUGGGAGUUAAUAUAUUAUUAUCUACAUUACAAAAUUGUAUGGGAGGCAAAUGCUUUACUACUCAUUCCCAAAAAAGCCCACUAUAUUAAUUAGUUUAAAAUAACAUUUACUAUUUUUAUGCAUAUUGUAUUUAUAACCAAAUAGCUUCUCAUAAUCUAAUGUGGCCUAAAUUAAUAUGUUCAGUUUUGUUUAAAACACUAGAAUUCAGUGGCUAAUCCAAGCCAAACACUGCUCUCAGGAUAAUAGAUUUUUUUCAAGAGGAAUGAUUUAUGCUAUUUUAUUAGAAGAAUAACACUUUUUAUAACCUGUUUAUCAGGAUAUUUCUGUCUCAGCGACUCUUCUGGAGCUCUGGCUUCAGCAUCCCAACCAACAGUUAUGCCCAGUUAGCCACAUUCCUUGUGGAUGAUCACCAAUCCUACCUCAAAACAGUUUCCACCCAGCCUUAGUUUCCAUACUAAAGGAUGAAAAGCCUAGGUGGCUGGAGAAACUGCUAAUCUAAAUUAUCCUAAAAACAGUUAAAUCCCUAAAUUAAAAAAAAAUUUUAAAAUAUCCUUCAAAUAUCAAUGUUACUUACCAUCUGAUGGGGGUGGGAUGUGUGCCUGUAUUUUAAAAUACAAAGUUUCUGUCACUCAUCCUCUGCUUCCUUUCUGCAGACAAUUUUGGGUGAAGAGUUCAAAAACAGAGUAAUAGCUCCAAUAGUACACACACAUCAGGUUUACACUGAUCCCAUUAAUUACAUACUAAUUAUGUUUCACCUGUCUUUACACAAGACUAUGAACUCCUUAACAGCAGGGCUAUAUCUUAAAUAUUUCUUUUCCCAGUAUCUCCAGCUAAUAAAAGGCUAAGAAGAGGAAAAGUUGGCUGGCAGAUAUUUUGUUUUAUUCCCUAUCAGAGGGAUAGCAUUUAUAGCAGAGUACUUGAAUGCUGGUACACAUAGAAGUAGGGAAGGAAGAUGCAAAGCACUGAUUCCAGAAUGUAUGUUCAAAAUGUUUGCAUAUUUUAAAUGCAUAUUUUAAACUAAAUGGGUAUAUACUUUAAUUCCUCCAAAGCUUAGCUUUCUCAGAAAAGUCUGUGACUAUACAACAACAAAUAUUUUAUUGUCUAAACUAGUCUCUUAAAUUAUUUCAGAACCUAUACUCACUUUAAGCUUACAGAUCAGUGUGUAUCUCUGCCUUUCAUCCCUUGGCACAACCGAGUCAUUAUCACUUGUGCCACACAAACCUCACUGAUAGGACAUAACAUACUGCUCAGGGAAAGUUGGCUUUUGAAAUUCUAAUUGCAACCACUGUAAAACUGCAUCUAAUAAAUUUAGUUAACUUAGAACUUUUAAUAAACAGAUGCUUAAAUUGAAUUUGUUUCCAUUAGCAUUAUUUUACUUUCAAAGCUAUUUUAGAAAAUCAUAUUUAUAUCUGAUAGCAGUAAUGCAUUUGUAACUCAUACAAAAAGUUUUUAUGCUUUUUACCUUUUACUGAAUCAGUCAUAUUUAUUGUAAUUCCAUUUAAAAAGAAUUAGUACAACGAUUCAAAUAUAUCAACUCUAGCCCAACUAAGUAAAUAACAUCAAAAGAAAAUUUUUCUUAGUUUAUGCUAAAUGAAUCAUGGAAAGUCUAAGAUAUUAUAUUCUAUAUUGGAGUGGGGGUAAGGUAUAAUUAACUCAAUGUUGAAUCUCAACCAAAUAAAAUACAAAAUUAUUUUCAAUAUAUCAAAUAUUUCACUUAGUUCAGAACCUGUAAGAUAAGCAUGAAUUUCUUUUUCAUCGUCAUUGUACCUAUUUCAAAAAUGAUAAAAAUGCAGUAAUUAUAAACUGAUGUGUCUUUGUGAAGAAACCAAUAUGAAUAUGCAGCAGAAACCUUUAAAAAAUGUAUUUGCACAGGCAGCCUGGGUGGCUCAGCGGUUUAGCGCUGCCUUCAGCCCAAGGCCUGAUCCUGGAGACCUAGGAUUGAGUCCCACGUCAGGCUCCUGCAUGGAGCCUGCUUCUCCCUCUACCUGUGUCUCUGCCUCUCUCUCUCUCUCUCUCUCUCUCUCUCUGUCUCUCAUAAAUAAAUAAAAUCUUUAAAAAAAACUAUUUGCAAACCACAGAGGUCAGCAUAUAUCUGAGGAAUGACUAUUGGUUUCAUUUUGUAGAAGUGAGAUUUCACCAUAUUCUAAAAUGUUACUACUCUUAAACAUUACAUUCAUCUAAAAUAUUCAGUUGUGGGGAUCCCUGGGUGGUUCAGUGGUUUAGCACCUGCCUUCGGCCUGGGGCAUGAUCCUGGAGAUCCAGGAUCGAGUCUCACAUUGGGCUCCUUGCAUGGAGCCUGCUUCUUUCUCUGCCUGUCUCUCUGCCUCUCUCUCUCUCUGUGUGUGUGUGUC
Nyctereutes procyonoides (raccoon dog) is the source of this 6284-nucleotide messenger RNA. RefSeq names its product interleukin 1 receptor associated kinase 1 binding protein 1 (gene IRAK1BP1). Gene Ontology annotation, biological process: immune response; canonical NF-kappaB signal transduction. Lineage: Eukaryota; Metazoa; Chordata; Mammalia; Carnivora; Canidae. Bases 262 to 1044 code for a protein of 260 amino acids. The record is from RefSeq and is a predicted model, not a curated record. The transcript is spliced from 4 exons.